This is a messenger RNA of Helianthus annuus (common sunflower), 766 nucleotides long. RefSeq names its product FCS-Like Zinc finger 5. The coding region runs from base 119 to 568 and encodes 149 amino acids. NCBI's taxonomy places the organism in Eukaryota, Viridiplantae, Streptophyta, Magnoliopsida, Asterales, Asteraceae. The record is from RefSeq and is a predicted model, not a curated record. The transcript is spliced from 2 exons.
AGAUUCUUUCAUCCCACUUGUUAUCUUCUCUACUUCUCCUCCACUCCUCACUCCAACACUCCCUCCCCCUCUCUCUCUACAACCACCGUCUCUCUCUCUAGAACAACCGCCGGUAGAUAUGAUACUGGGAAAGAGACACCGGCCUCCGAUCAAAAGAACCACCAGCAUGACGGAGUUCACGUUGGAUCACAACCACACUGCAACCAUGGUUCCCGGUUGCAACAACAACAACAACAAGUCUCAUGAUCCCAACAACCCCUUUAACAUGAACCCACCUCAACAUGUUAAUCAUGAUCACCGGUUCUUGACUGCCACCAUAUCUCCCAGGAACCACCGCCGGAAUUCGGCUGAUCACAUGGAAACACCUCAUUUUAUGACCGCCUGUCGCCUCUGCAACCGCCGUUUAAUCACCGGUCGAGAUAUCUUCAUGUACAGAGGUGAUAAUGCGUUUUGCAGCUCUGAGUGCAGGCAAGAACAGAUGAAUGAAGAUGAAAAGAAAGACAAACACUCAUUGAUACCCAAGAAACCAGUUUCUGAAUAUUCAUCAAACGGUUCUAAAAUAGACUAAUAAAUUGUGAAAAUAUAUAUUUAUAUUCUCAUUAUAUAAUAAUAUAUAAUGGGGUUUGAAAAUUUAAUCAAUGUCAUGUAUUGAUUGGAUUGUGUUGCAACUGGAAUUAUAUAGAUAUAUAUUAUUGUAUACAUUCAUAUGUAUGCAUACAUUAUAUAUAAAGAUUUAUUAGUGAAUAAAAUUAUUUUUCAAUCUUUA